GCUGACAUUUUGCGUUUGACCGGGUUUCUACUGCGCCGCUUAUUAUUCUAGAAGGAAAUAUUAAGCAUUGCUUUUUUGGUGUCUUGCAUGCCCCAGACUCAAAACUACCCUGCAACGAUCAAUUGACUACUGUACGUAAUAUCAAUCAGCAAUCGUCGCAUAACAUGUUACAUAUUACCAGUCUCGGCCCUUCGUCAAUUAUCACCUCCCUCUUAAGGCUGCCUCCCGCGGUGGAGAGGACUCUAUACGGGGGCAUUCGCUAAGGUAAAUCCGGAAUCAUCUCCGGAGACCGAUCACCUUAUAACCCACCAUAUAAGGGUACAGUACACAGCUCAAGUGGUUCCGUUGCUUGGCUAUCGCGGAGACCAUGAAUCUUACCCUGGAUGGAAUAAGCACAAGUUAUUGAGAAGUGUAAUGCAAUAGUUCAGGGGAAUAAUAUCGGGGAACUUGAAAGAGGUCGGUUAUCGUUUACCGAUACCCACAUGUGAAAGAAGCCAAGACUGCAGCCGAGAAGCAAAGCGCAAGGUCUAGGAGAUAAAGAGCAGGUAACAUUUACCCAGAAUCGAUAGCUAAGAAAAGAGGCUUGCAUAGAAGCGAACGCUUUGAUGCAAAGAAACUGAAUCGAAAAGAGACAUGUCACUCUUCAAAUAAAAAGAAAAGAGUGUAAGAAAAAGCCUCCCACGAGUCACGUAAUUCAAGAUGCCUCAUUCGGUAAGUGGGGAGGAUCUGUGCUCCUCUUUGACAGGACUAUGGAUAGAAGCAGUAAUUAUCGCGACCAUCAAUCUUCUAAUCUUGGCUCGGAUAGCUCGGUCUCAACUUCAAGAUAAGCGCAAAAGUGACAGAGGGGAGCUGAGACAAUUCUGUUACUGACGAUCCGGCUCAAUCUUCCCUUGGCUUGAGGGGGAGGGCCUUCAUGGAGUGAUCACUGAGUCAAGUCCCCUGGUGCCCACGCGAUCGGUUGCUUGGCGCAGGAAACUAGCAAAGUCUAUUGGCAGCCAUGAGCCCACUGUAAAUCAGCGUCUAGCUUAUUCGGGGAGAUAAAAAACAGGGUCAGCGGCCAUGAUCCGUUGAUAGAGCGCCCAAGGAAUGGAUAUGGGAAGACGUUACGCGAGGGCUGGGCGCCACUGUGCCAGUUUAGUUCGCCACCGAAAGAAAAAAGAGCGCUUCCAUCCUUCCAGGGCUUGUUCAGGCCUUGUCUAGGGCAGGGUGGUGUUCUAGACGUAACAUGAUCUACUGGCUCAGCUUGCAUCAAGGGGUCCCCCAUGCCCUGCGUCUAUGACUGCAAGCAUUUGAAUCACAAUCGCCUGCAAAACGUGGCAAAACUGCAUUGCCAUUCCUCCGAUCGUGCAGCUUCGUUCCCACUGAAUUGAGACAAGGAUGAUAGCGAAUCAGAGCCUCAUCCCAGCUAAUGUGCCCUCUCCCAAGGACCGACGACACCCGCAUCUUUUGUUCGGUCCAACGAUGCUUGAAGAAUCAGUGGCGUAAAAUCGGGACUAAUGUCAGCUCUAGACCAAGCUAAAGAACUGGUUUGUCCCCCCCGAUCCCCUGAGACGGUUUUCAUUCCUAAAUCUCGAAAAACUCCACCUUCGGAGGAAAUAAUAAAAACUAAACCCAAGCUCUUGGUUUCCCGUUUUCCCCCCUUUAACCCACCCCCGCGUUGCUUGUGUUGUUGCUGCGUUGCGUCCGUCUUUCUUUUUUAUUUCCAGUGUCUCAUUCAGACCAAGUCAUGCGCCGUUGCAUCCUCGACAGCCCUUCCACGUCGAAUUGACACCAACACCACUACGAAAUCACCCGUCGUCGAUCCCCCCGAAACCGACAACCCAGACGAAGCCGAUUUGUAGACAAAUUAAUUACGUGCGACCGACAAAAUGACGGCGUUUGAGGCUGAGAUAUGGACUUGGUACAGUCUAUCGUGGAUCAUUGUCAUUGCCAGAAUGAUAUCACGACGGAUGUUACUGGGUUCAGUCAAGAAGCUACAAGUUGAGGAUUACUUGAUGGUAGUAGCAAUGUUCACCGAUACCGUGUUAAUGGUCGGCAUGUCGAUUAUUUCGCAAACGAGCAGCAACCUCAUCGAUCCCAGCGAACACGUCGUCCUCGAUGCCGAGGAGAUUAGAACGAGAGAGUACGGAUCGAAAUGGGUCUUGGUCGUCGAGCAGAUGCAGAUUGUCACCAUUUGGCUCAUGAAGUACUGCCUGUUGCUCAUGUACAACCGCCUCACAAUGAGUUUGAGUCAGAACUUGGCUGUCAAGUUUGUCGCCGCCUAUGUCACUGCUGGUUUCGUCAUCAUGGAGAUCUUGUACCUUGGUGUUUGGUGUCGUCCAUUUAACCAGUACUGGGCUGUUCCUCCAAAGAACACUCAAUGUUCUGCUGCGACGAACCAUCUCAUCACCAACGCCGUCAUUAACAUUACAUCCGAUAUUAUGAUCAUUCUCAUCCCAAUGCCAAUCUUUCUCAAGUCGCAGCUCCCAUUGAAGCGCAAGGCUGUCCUCAUUGGCGUCUUCGCAUUGGGUGCCUUCACUAUCCUCUCCGCCAUCCUCAACAAGUUCUACAGUUUCAACGAACCCUUCGGCUCAAACUGGACGUUCUGGUACAUCCGCGAAUCCUCCACCGCCAUCAUAACCGCCAACCUUCCCUACAUCUGGACCCUCCUCCGCCGCAUCUUCAAGCUCGGCUCAUUCAGCGGCUCGACAUACGGCAAGAGCACAAACAACCCCUCCAAAGCAUACCGCUCAAACUUCACCAACCAUCGCUCCGUCGUGCGCUCCCAAGUCCGCGCGGAGCAUAACCUGCACCAAGUCGACAGUGAGGAAGAGAUCAACGCCACAUACGCUCUACCGCUCAAGAUCUACGCUAAGCACGAGAUUCAAAUCACGAGUGAAGAUGCUGGUCCUGAAGAUAGGAGAGGACCCGUGGGGUGCAUCCCUGAUGAGUUGAUGAGCCAUAGCAAGGACAGCAUACGGACCGAUGAUGUAGAGACAAACUCUGAAAGAUCGGCUGCCGGUGUUGUCAAGGUCUAUCACGGAGUAUAGAUUUGGAUGGGCGACCAUUUGUAUCAUUUUUGUUUUUUAAUAUUUGAUGAUUUGGGUAAACGCCUGGAUCAGAAUACCCAGCGAUGUAUAAUUUGCCCGUAUAGAUAGAAUCGUGCCUAUAGCACCAGAAGCGAUAUCAACAAGCUCUUGUCACAAGUAUUCUCUUUCCAGCCAUGCUUCACCUCAAUCACUGCACGUUUGAGGGGUUCUC
This is a messenger RNA of Fusarium odoratissimum NRRL 54006, 3240 nucleotides long. RefSeq lists its product as uncharacterized. Bases 1869 to 3029 code for a protein of 386 amino acids. The transcript has 6 exons. Lineage: Eukaryota; Fungi; Ascomycota; Sordariomycetes; Hypocreales; Nectriaceae. The record is from RefSeq and is a predicted model, not a curated record.